This is a messenger RNA of Exserohilum turcica Et28A, 2379 nucleotides long. RefSeq lists its product as uncharacterized. The transcript is spliced from 2 exons. Bases 18 to 2135 code for a protein of 705 amino acids. Lineage: Eukaryota; Fungi; Ascomycota; Dothideomycetes; Pleosporales; Pleosporaceae. Gene Ontology annotation, molecular function: phosphatidylinositol binding. The record is from RefSeq and is a predicted model, not a curated record.
CUUCACUUCCCACCACCAUGUCGUCGACGUCCAAACCCCUCACGCCCGCGCAGACACACGCCCUGUUCGACAUCCUGAUCCACCACCAGGUCUACGCCGAGAUUGAAGCCUUCAAAUACCCCUCGACAAUCGACCAAUAUGGCUACCCUUUUCGCAAAGCAGAUGGCGUGCAGACGACGAGCCCUUUGCUGCAGAACAUGCUCAACAAGUUUGCGCUAUGCAACCCUGCCUUGAGAAACUUUGGGGAGACAUGGUGGUCCGAAAAGAUCCAGAUCCUGGUUGCACGAAUGGCCGAGGCGGAGCUGAGCGAGAGUUAUGACAAGGGCGCCAUUGGUAGUCGAAAGGCUCUCGCGACAGCCGCGAGUAGUAUUGCCGAGUAUGUCGCGAGAGGCAUGCUGGGCGGCUAUUCGGGGUUGAAGACCGAGGAAAGCAAGAGGGAGUACGAUACCAGCAACCCCAAGGACGUUAUCCAGGGCUUUGAAGAACUCGUGCGCGGAGCUAUAUAUGGCCAUGCCCUCGAUGAUCUGUACGAGAAGGUUAAGGAGUCUCCGCGGCUUGAAGAUCACUCAAGCAGUGUGCAGGCAGCCCAUGAGUACAUGCUACUGAAUGCUGCCUCCUUCCUCCAUCACGUCUUCGUAAUGUCACCCGAUGGCCAGUACCUCGUCCGUCUGGUCGAAAACCUACACCGACUCAUUCCAUAUACCGUUGUCAAACAGACACUCCGCGUUGGUAAUGCGGCUACCAUGAUAAACGGCAUGGUCAGACUCGUCUUGGCAAAGCUGUCGGUGACGGCGAUGACUAACUGGAUAGGUCUCACCAACAACUCAAAUGACGGCAUGAACCUCCUCCAACAGAUCCUCUCGACUAUACUAGCAUGGGACACGUCAGAGUUUCAGAAGCGCGCAACGAAGCUCGAGGCAUCGCGCAAUGCGCCCGACAAGAGAGUCUUCAAAGCUAUCAAGACGUUUGUCUUUGCCUCAAGAGACAAGCAUGAAGCGGCAAGGAGCCAAUCUAUGUCCGAGUCAAAGUCCAUUGUGGCCGUCGUCCUUGAGACUGCUGACCCACCGUACAAGAUCGAUGCCGAGUCACUUAGCGAACACCAACACAGUGUAGCUAUGGAGUAUCUCGGCACGUAUCUCUCCAUCCGUGACCGCGAGGAACUCACCAAGAUCCUAUGCAAGUCUAAUCCCGAUGUUCUUACGUCGACAAUCCGAGACGCUGUCGCAGGAAUGGAUCCCGUCAUACGGGCAAUUCACAACGCUGUGGAUCUAUCAGGCACCGUCACAGAUGCCGAGGUUUUCAUUACCGAUCUGAUCAAAACCGCCAAGCCUAAGAAGAAGAGCGGUUUCAGAAGUCGGGAGCCUUCUAAAUCACGGCCAAGCUCACCAGAUCCAGCCAGCAUCAUGGACCAAGAAGCGAGUGACGCUCCUACAGUAGAGGACUUUGUGCAACUCCUCAAGAGGCACGCGCCAUCACUGCACAGGUUCCUACACCAAGUCACCAAGAAUGCACCGGACCUCGCGCAAGACUAUCUGGAAUAUGCCAAGCGCAUGUUUUCAGAAUUUCGCGUCGACCAGCGUGCAUUGGAAGCAGAAGAAAGAGGUGAAGGUGGAGCAGGAACCAUGACUGCGCCGCUCCAUGCUAUUUUCGAGACGAUGAGCAAAGAAAAGCAGGAGGAGUUGAAAGAGCUUCUCGAUAAACAUGAGAAGCACCUGUCAAGCCUCAAGUCAACAUCGGUGUCACGUCUGCAAUCAAUCAUGCAGCCAUCAUCCUCAUCGCAGAACGGCCAUGGCACGACUCACGGCCCCGGCAUGUACCUCUCCCGAUGGAAUGCUCUUCUGGACAGCACGCUCAUAACCCCUGCUACCAUCUAUGGCCCCGUCCGCAGAGGCUGGGAAGUCAAAGGUGAGCUCGAUGGCAAGGGCCUCAAGACUAAUACGACCCUCCUGAGCGAAAGGCACUCCAAGCGUGACCGUGUCAGCACUAUGAUGGCUGAGGGCACGGGAGACCGGAUAGAACGAAAGGAGAGAAAGCGCGAUGGUCUAGAAGAGGAAAGUAUGGAGCUUGUUUGGGAGAGUAUGAGAGACGCAUGGGUUGGUGUCUGUCGCGGACUAGAGGUCAUGGGGCCAGACUAAGCGGUAAGACGGGUGAAUCAAAAGGGCGAUCAUAAUUAUUAAGCCUUACUGGAUACACUCGACUAGAUGAUCACUACCCAACGGGAUAUUUCUAAUAUUUCUUGUUUUUGCCUGCAUUUUCGCACGGCAACAUAGACGACACGGCCUUGUAAUCCUAACCACCUACACGCAUAGAAAGCAAGCAAUAUACGAAGCAACUCAACACGGCAUUGCACAUUCGUCCUCGCGACACACACAGACAAAA